AUGAGCGUGCGUAGCACCUACUCCACGGGAAGCUCUGUAUUUUGGGCAGAUGUGCAGGGAAAUCCCAGCGAGGCACAGGCUGCUUGCCUGGCUUUCCCACCAAAUGCCAUCACAGUUUUUGUAUACUGCAGUUCAGUGACAGUGUUCUUCACAAUAAUAAAGGUGAUCAGUUACCGUCUGCAUCUUAUGUUUGAUAAAGGUGAAGUAAUUCAACAAAAGAUCUCAAGAAAAAAUGGAAGGCAAUGUAAAGAUACAGGAGUCCCAAAAGGAAACACAGUUCAGCCCUCAAAUUGUUGCAAUAAUAUGGGAGAUAAUGGUGUAAUUGUUGAGACCAACCAAAAUGACUCUACUCCAACAAGCGACAGCAGUUCAAGAGUACAGGCUCUCCACUCCCAGAACUCGUCUGGAGCAAUGGAGCUGCCAACACGUGAAACUAUUGAAGACCUCAAAGGGGUUACUGUAUUAGAAGACCAGGCUGCACUACCGAUUUCAUCUACCUCACCCUGUAUCAAAGCAGAUAUAGUACCCGUUUCUACAGCCUCUGCUUCAGGUUCCACCACAUCAGCAAUAAUGGCAAAACCAGCUGCUAUGGAAACACGUUCUGGUAAUGGAAUGAAUGAAAAAGGAGAGAAGGGACAGUCAGCUGGACAGCAUGGAUCACAAGAUAUUCUUGUGGACAGGGAUGUAGUUAAAAUCUUCUCCAGUGUUUCUCCAUCACAGGGUGACAUUUUAAGGACUGGAGUUCCUUUGGAGCCAUGGGACAGUGAAAAUUCAGUUAUUUCAGACCACUUGAGUAAUCCAAAAAGUUACAAAACAGAGAAAUUGCCAGAUGGAUCACCCCAGGCAAGCUUUACUCGUAGCUGCCCACAUUGCAAUGCCAUUGCAACCAAAGAUCUCGACCAUGUGGAUAGUUUGUGUAAUGCUGAUAAUACCAAUGAGGACCUUGACUGCUCGGACAGUGAGACUGCUGUUGCUGUUGUUGACAACUCUCUUCCUGGAGACCAACUAUGUGAGCCCAUUAAAAUUGUUAUCACAAUGAGUAGUACACCAAACACCUUCAGUGACCUAGCAGGCUCUGUCCAUCUAAAGGCUCUGGGUACUGAGAGAACAAGCUCAGCCCUCAGCUCUAGCAUAAUUACAGCAGAUCAACAGAGUCAACAAACUAAUGAACAGCUCAGAAUUCCUGUUAUAACUUUUGAUUUGUCUGAUGACAAUAAAGGUAAGACUUGUCCAGGAGUCAGUGGAAGUGAAAGAACUCUAGAAGUUUUAAAGGCAGAUCUCUCAUCCAAACAGUGUUCUGGCUAUGAAUCCGGUGAUCCAGACAAUGCAGUAAAGGAGCACAGCAAUCCAGCCAAUACUCCUUUAGAAACUAACAUUCAUUCAGAUCCAAAUGAGGAGAAUGCUUCUGAAAAUAUGCAGGUCGUGGCUUUCAAUUCUAAAGAAGAUCAACAGAACCUAGAUCCGCAGUCCUGUAGAACUGCGCGUGAAAAGAGGCACAUUCGAGUGCUGAGUGUAGACAGUGGGACAGAUGUUCUUUUGAGUAAGAAUUGCGUGGAGGUGACUGACAAAGAAAAGACCUUACCAACUUCUAAAUCUGAUCUGGAAGCUAAAGAAGGACAGGUGCCCAAUGAAUCGAACUUUCUAGAGUUUGUUUCCCUCCUCGAGUCCAUCAAUACCUCAAAAAUGAAGGCAUCCAAUCCAUCCACUGUCAAAAUGGAGACUACAAAAGAAAACGGUCCUGUUGGAGAUAGCCAGACGAUAGAGAGAAAAGAAGAAAUGGUGGGAACAGAAAAGCACUGUGAGCAACUUCCUAAACAGGAAAGAUCAGAUGUACAAAGCCAAGAUCGUGCUAGUACUAGUCCGGUGCUACCAGAGCCUGCCAAAUUUGCAGCACUUUACCAGGGCAACAGGCAAAGGCAGAUUAUCUACCGGGUAACUUCUCAGCAAGAUAGUUCUGUCUUGCAAGUAAUAAGUGGACCUGAGGCAUCUGUACAAGAUGAGCUAUCCGUGGAUGCAAUGCAUGUGUUCAUAGAUGAAAACGGGGAAAUUAGAUCCUGUUAUUUAAAGGCUGGCUGUCAGAAGGAAGGAAAUUUUCGACAUCAGCUAUCAAAUCGUGGUUGUAUUUCAAAUGCUCAUGAAAUACAGUUCAGCUCCUCUAGUACUACCACUUCAGAGAGCCAAGAACCAUCUUCUGGUGAUCAAGCAGCAAGCGCACUUCAACAGCAGCUCUUACUGAUGGUGGCACGAAGGACCCUUGCAGAAACCCCACGGCAACCCAGUCAGGACCUUGAAGAUUCUUCAUGUUCUUCAGCACAACGGAAAUUGAACAGGCAGUUUUACAAAUUUAUUAUAUUUCCUGGCAAAUGGAUUAAGGUCUGGUAUGAUCGGCUCACCUUGUUGGCAUUGCUGGACCGGACAGAGAAUAUAAGGGAGAAUGUAUUGACUGUUCUUCUAGUAGUUCUUGUUUCACUUCUUGGAUUCCUGACUCUGAAUCAAGGCUUUUGUAAAGACAUUUGGGUUCUGCUGUUUUGCCUCGUCAUGGCCAGUUGCCAGUAUUCCCUCUUAAAGAGUGUUCAGCCUGAUCCUGCUUCACCAAUACAUGGGCACAAUAAAAUCAUAACCUACAGCAGACCUGUAUAUUUUUGUAUAUUGUGUGGCCUUAUUUUGCUGCUAGAUGCUGGAUCUAAAGACUCAAACCCUUCAGUUUAUACAAUGUAUGGCUUGAAGUUCUUUUCACCUGGUUCUCUCCAAUCAGCCAGAGACCAUAUAAUAGUGUUCUUGUAUUGCUUUCCUGCAAUUUCUCUUCUUGGUCUUUUCCCUCAAAUCAACACCUUUUGUAUAUAUCUCUUGGAGCAAAUAGACAUGUUGCUUUUUGGUGGCUCUGCUGCUGCUGGGUUCCUAUCUGCACUGUACAGCAUUUCUCGAAGCUUUGUGGUUCUGAUUGUCCUAUAUGCGUUCUGCUUCAGUGCAGUGAAGGAACCUUGGGAUGCACAGCACAUUCCAGCACUGUUCUCUGCUUUCUGUGGCCUACUAGUUGCGCUUUCUUAUCACCUCAGCAGACAAAGCAGUGACCCAUCUGUACUAAUGUCUCUUAUUCAAUGCAAAUUUGUCCCUCACUUUCUUCGUCAGCAUUUUGAAGAUUCAUCAGCAGAUCCGCUCCCAGAAAAGAUGAGAGAAUCAGUGAAAGAAGUCUUGAAAUCAGAUCUCAUUGUCUGCACAGUUGCUGCUGUUCUGUCAUUUGCAGUCAGUGCCAGCACAGUGUUUCUAUCAUUAAGGCCAUUUCUCAGCAUUGUCUUGUUUGCUCUCGCAUGGACUGUGGGAUUCGUAACACAUUACAUACUUCCUCAGCUUCGCAAACAUCACCCCUGGCUGUGGAUCUCCCACCCCAUACUGAAAAGCAAAGAGUAUCGGCAACGGGAAGUGAAAGGUAGUGCUGUGGUGAGAACAAAUGACUGCUUGCAACUGGACAAGCAUCUACUAAGCAACUGUGAAUGGCAAUUCCACAGGUUUGUUCCUGGCUUUGUUUCACAGACUUCAGAUGCUGCUCAUCUGAUGUGGUUUGAAAGGCUUUAUGUGUGGCUUCAGUGCUUUGAGAAAUACAUUUUGUAUCCAGCUAUUAUACUGAAUGCUCUCACCAUUGAUGCUUUCUCAAUUAGUAAAUACAAGAAGCUCGGUACACAUUGUGAUAUUAUCCUGAUAACAGUUGCUGGGAUGAAACUUCUCCGCUCCUCAUUCUGUAAUCCUAUUAAUCAGUUUGUUACUUUGAGCUUUACUGUAAUCUUCUUCCGAUUUGACUGCAAAGAUAUUUCGGAAAACUUCUUGAUGGAUUUCUUCAUGAUGUCCAUUGUGUUUCACAAGCUGUGGGACCUACUGCAGAAGUUACAGUUCAUCAUGACAUAUAUUGCUCCCUGGCAGAUUGCCUGGGGAUCAUCGUUCCAUGUUUUUGCUCAGCUCUUUGCAAUACCUCACUCUGCUAUGCUUUUUUUUCAAACUCUGGCCACUUCAGUCUUUUCUACUCCACUGAGUCCAUUUCUUGGUAGCGUCAUCUUUAUCGCAUCAUACGCAAGACCAGUCAAGUUCUGGGAGAAAAAUUACAACACCAAAAGGUCGGACCAUUCCAACACCAGACUGGCAAUUCAGAUCGAAAAGGAUGCAGGAAAUGAUGACAAUAAUCUCAACUCCAUUUUUUAUGAGCAUUUGACAAGAUCUCUGCAGGAGUCUCUUUGUGGAGAUUUGAUACUGGGCCGCUGGGGAAACUACAACACAGGAGACUGUUUUAUUCUGACAUCGGAUUAUUUAAAUGCCUUUGUGCACUUGAUCGAAAUUGGAAAUGGCCUUGUCACCUUUCAGCUCAGAGGGCUGGAAUUUCGAGGGACAUAUUGCCAGCAGAGAGAAGUGGAAGCUAUAACAGAAGGAGAUGAAGACAAUGAAGGCUGCUGCUGUUGUAAGCCUGGACACUUGCCUCACUUGUUAUCAUGUAAUGCAGCCUUUAACCUCCGAUGGCUGACAUGGGAAAUAACACGAACCCAGUACAUCCUGGAAGGAUAUAGCAUCAUUGAUAACAACGCUGCAACAAUGCUGCAAGUGUUUGAUCUGCGGAGAAUACUUAUCAGAUACUAUAUAAAGAGUAUAAUAUACUUUACAGCAAGUUCGCCCAAAAUCAUUCACUGGAUAAAAGAUGAAUCCAUCCAAAAGAUACUACAGCCUUAUGCAAAGUGGCAUUAUAUUGAACGUGACCUCGCAAUGUUUAAUGUUAACAUAGAUGAAGAUUAUGUUCCAUGUCUCCAAGGAAUAACAAGAGCUAGUUUCUGCAGUGUUUAUCUGGACUGGAUUCAAUAUUGUGCUGGAAAAAGGGCGGAGCACCUGGACAGUGAUGAGGAUUCUCCUCUAGUAACGCUUUCCUUUGCCUUGUGUAUCCUUGGUCGAAGAGCUUUGGGAACUGCAGCUCACAAUAUGGCCAUCAGUUUAGAUUCUUUUCUCUACGGCCUCCAUGCACUGUUCAAAGGAGACUUUCGAAUAACAGCCAAAGAUGAGUGGGUCUUUGCAGACAUGGAUCUAUUGCAUAAGGUUGUUGCCCCAGCAAUCAGAAUGUCUCUGAAGCUGCAUCAGGACCAGUUCACCUGCCCAGAUGAGUAUGAGGACCCAGCAGUUUUAUAUGAAGCAAUCCAGUCUUUUGAAGAAAAGGUUGUGAUUUGUCACGAAGGGGACCCAGCCUGGCGCAGUGCUGUACUCUCCAACAGGGAAGAGCUGCUAACCCUGAGACAUGUGGUAGAUGAAGGAGCAGAUGAAUAUAAAGUUAUCAUGCUCCACAAAAGCUACUUGAGCUUCAAAGUUAUCAAGGUGAACAAGGAGUGUGUCAGAGGGCUUUGGGCUGGGCAGCAGCAGGAACUGAUCUUCUUACGCAAUCGUAACCCGGAGAGAGGAAGCAUCCAGAAUAAUAAACAGGUUUUGCGGAACUUAAUUAAUUCUUCAUGUGAUCAGCCACUGGGAUACCCAAUGUACGUUUCCCCUUUAACCACCUCGUACCUUGGGACACACAGCCAACUGAGGAACAUUUGGGGGGGACCUGUCAGUUUGGACAACAUUAAACAAUGGUUCAUAUCCAAAUGGUUAAGAAUGCGAAAGGACUGUCACGCAGCUCACCACGACAGAGGUAACGUUGAAGAGGUGGAUGGUGGAGGGGGGUCUUCAUCCGGCAGCAAUUCCACAGGUAAUUCAAGCCACAGCAGUAGCUCGCAGCACACCAGAAACGGAACACCUCAGUUGCAGGCUGCAUCACAGGAGGUCCACCAGCACACAGGCAGGAGAAAACUCAGGAGUCACUCUGUCCAGGCACACACUGCUUUAAACCAAAGGCCCCCUGUUUCAAGUCACUCUGGACCAAUCGUAGAAAGCCGCCAGCCUUUCAUCCAAACAUCUACAUCUGCCCACGAAAUUGCCCACAGGCUUUCUAGUAGUCAGCUGUCACUCCACAACUCGGCAACAUCUGUUUUUUCUCAAUCCCCUGCCGUUCCUGUUGCUGGCCAGCUGACUGUGCAGGACCAAGCUGCAGCAAUGCUCAGGUCCAGUCUGGCCUCUUCCACCAGCUCAACUCUCAGCCUGCUGUUUGGCAAGAGGAGUUUUUCAAGCGCUUUGGUGAUUUCUGGGCUCUCCGCUGCAGAUGGAGGUAACACCAGUGACACCCAGUCAUCCAGCAGUAUGAAUAUUGCCAUGGGUCCAUCUGCCAGAGCAGCAAGUCAAGCAGCUCAGCAGCUCACUGAGACCUGUGAAGCAACUGAUGCUACAGACUCCAGACCCCGAAGAGACACAGGCCCUGCCUGUGCCAUAUUCAUGAGCCGGAACUUGGAGUGCAGAAGGGCUAGCCAAGAAGAUAUGGCCCUGGAAGACACAGCAUCUCAGGAAAGCCUGUCUGAAGAGCAGUAAGGACUAUUCCUAGAGCAAGGGCCACAUGCUUCUAAAGACAGACAGUUAGGUCAAGGAGCUGCAGGUGGGUUUAAGUUCUUUCAAAUGUAACAAGCAACCUCCAAAACUUUAUUUUUCUAGCUUCUAAGCAAGAAUUCUAUGGCGUAGAUGUUCUUCAGAUAAAGGCCUUGGGUUGAAAGAUGUCCUAACAAAAACAGUGCCACUUCAUCUCAGGUCCUUGUAAAUCCUAGAACAAUGAAUACAAUU
Struthio camelus australis is the source of this 6669-nucleotide messenger RNA. NCBI's taxonomy places the organism in Eukaryota, Metazoa, Chordata, Aves, Struthioniformes, Struthionidae. The record is from RefSeq and is a predicted model, not a curated record.